Nerophis lumbriciformis (worm pipefish) is the source of this 1959-nucleotide messenger RNA. Its product is annotated as probable gluconokinase. Gene Ontology annotation, cellular component: cytoplasm. Lineage: Eukaryota; Metazoa; Chordata; Actinopteri; Syngnathiformes; Syngnathidae. Gene Ontology annotation, molecular function: gluconokinase activity. The record is from RefSeq and is a predicted model, not a curated record.
GUUAUUUACUUACUCUAUUUUAUUUUAUUUUUGGGGGGGAAUUUUUUGGAAAAUGGUAAAAAAAAAAAAAUUUAAUGAGUUGAAAUGGUUGGUGUUAGAAUUUUUCAAAUCGGUCAAGACAUAGUAAGUAACAUGUUGAAUUGAGAAAUGGUAUUCUGGAAUUUCUGAAAAACUGGGAAUUUUUUCAGUUCAAAAAACAACUUUGUUUUUUUGUCUUGAUUAAGAGGAAUGUUUUGACGGUGGAACGAUUGAAAUGUGUUGAAAAAUGUGGAAGGAGUAGUCGCCAGAAAAAAGGGUGAAAAAUACGGCUUUGGAAAACCAGGAAUUCUGGAAAAUCCUGGAACUUUUUUGAACUUGGAAAAAGGGCAGUUUGAAUUUCCAGGAUGGUGCAAUGUGUUGACGGUGGAAUGGUUUGAAUCGGUUGAAAAAUUUGGAAAUGGUGGAAGUUUGAAAAAAUGUCCGGGAAAACCUGGAAUUCUGGGAAUUUUGGGAAUUUGUCAUGGGUAAAGCCCGUGAUUCCCGAAUAGGCUGAACAGUUUGAAGUUGGAACGGUUUGAAUCGGAUGAAAAAUGUGGAAGGUAGAUCACGCCAAAAUCUAGAGAAGAAGAAGAAUAAAUAGAUGAAUUUUGGUGUAGAAAACAUUAAUUCCAUGAAUUGAUUAACGUGGACCAAUUUAAACAAGUUCAAAAACGUAUUCGGGUGUUACCAUUUAGUGGUCAAUUGUACGGAAUAUGUACUGUACUGUGCAAUCUACUAAUACAAGUUUCAAUCAAUCAAUGCUUUGGAGCAUUCACACAACUAAGAUCAUUUAGCAACCUCCACAACGGUAAAAAAUACUACUCAUUAAAACUAAACUUUUUGUUUUUUUAAACAGCUCUUGUAUUGUUGUUCCUAAUGUUGUGUCUGAUGAGUGUAUCAUUGAUGGCAUAACAAGUGAAUGUCUCUUCAGAAUAAAAGAAAAAGAUAAAAGCACCUGCAGGCUGCAGCAGUGUGCACGUCCACAGCAAGAUGAUCUACAUAAUCAUGGGCGUGUCGGGCUGUGGGAAAAGCUCUUUAGGAGCCUUCCUAUCAGAAAAGCUCGGUUGGCCUCUACAUGAAGGCGACCGCUUCCACCCCGAGGAGAAUGUGGCCAAGAUGGCUCGGGGAGAAGCCCUCACAGAUCAGGAUAGAUUCCCUUGGCUUCUUAGACUACAUGAAGCCAUAAAAAGUGAAAGACGUUCCGGCUCCAACGCAUUGGUGGCGUGCUCCGCCUUGAAGCGCCUCUACAGACUCAUCCUCCUCCAUGGCUCCAAAGCCCUCCCGUCCUCCUCAUGUUCACCCCCAGAACCAGGCCAGGAACAUCAUGGCUUUCCCCCCUCCCUCCCGGACGUCUACUUUCUCUUCCUGCAUGCAGACUACCACGUCCUCCAACGAAGGAUAGAGGCCAGGAAGGGACACUACAUGAAGGCAGACCUGCUGGGCUCCCAGUUUGAUGCUUUGGAGCCACCUUUGGAGGGGCAGGAGAAGAACGUGGUGCUGCUGGAUGGCGGCAGGAGCAUCUCUGACAUGGCCGUGGAGGUGGAGAAGCACCUCAGCAGCCACGCAGGCGGAGGACACGAGGAAAAACUUUAGAGGCCAUAAAAAUUUUGAAGCUAAUUUUUACACCCUUUGUUUAAAUGAAGUUACCUCACCUUUCAUCUACAUUAUUAGAAACAAUUAUUUGUAUAUAUUUAUAUUACAAUGUAUUCUGACAAUAUGGAAAAUAUUAGGAUGUUGACAUUUAAUUCAGACUUAGUAUUAGAGAGCUUGAAUUUGUUAUAUUAUUAUAAUGUACAAUAUUCAUAAAUAAUUUCAUUUGCUUCUUUAUUUAAAGAUUUGAUUAAAGAAGUUUACAAGCUGGGACGAAAACAAUUUAAAUGUAUUAUGUAUUUACGACACAUUCAUUUUUAAAAUAGAAUGUUAUUUGUAUUAAUUAUAUUG